UGAAUAAGAUCACAAACUUCUUUGAUGUCAGUUAUCUUUUGUUUAGAUCACUUUGGCCGUUUGGCGCCAAUUAAUUGUAUGGUAGCCUGCUUGUCGCCAUGGCCGCAAGCAUGUCCUAGGCCCAAGGCUGCCCAGGCUCGACAGCAAAGCACAUCUUUUUUUUUAAUAAAAAAACAGAACUACAAGCUCAUCGAGUCGGGUUUAAUUCCCCGCGCGACGCGAAUAUUCCCGUCCGCUUCCGGACACAACCCCACGCUGACGCUAGCCGACUCCAAGGUCCUCGCUUCCAUUUAUCGCACUCCCUCCUCCACGGCUCUGCGCCACCGCCCACCGCUCUCGCUGGCUCACCGAGAACCGCACGCCCGCGCCUCCCCCCCCCCCCCCUCCGCUCUCGCCACCAUGGUGGUCUCCUACAAGCAGGAGCACGUGUACCGCCACCCCUGGCACCGCGUCACCGCGGCGGCGUGGCGCAAGUUCACGGACCCGGCGGCGCGCGCCGCCUCCGGGGCGCUCGCCCACAUCCUCGACGUCCACACGCUCUCCCGCGACGUGGACCGCCGCUCCGGCCGCCUCCGCGCCGUGCGCGCCAUCGCGGGCCGGACCCCGCCGCCCCCGCUCCUCCUCCGCGGCCUCCUCGCGCCGGCGCCGCCUGACUGCGGCAGCGACGUGGUCGUGCUCUGCGUCGAGCGCACGGACGUGGACGCGCCCGCGCGGGACAUGCGGGUGGCCUCCCGCAACGCCACGCUCCGGGGCCUCGUGGACGUCGAGGAGCGCUGCAGCUACGCGCCCCACCAGUAGCGGCCCGACGAGUGGACGCUGUUCCGGCAGGAGACCACCAUCCGCUGCGCACCGCUGGCCGCCGUGGCGGCCCGGGUGGCCGAGCUCGUGGAACGGCGCUGCGCGGAGAGGUUCACCAAGAAUGCGGACAAGGGGAGGGAGGUCGUGGAGAGGAUAUGCGCGGACCUCGCGGCGGAGCAGGACGCGAUUCACGAGCCAAGGUGAAAAGGCAACAAUGGCAGGGAUCUACUGUAGCCCGGUUCUUGCCAGCGUAUGCAGCCUUCGUGAUUUGUACAGUACGGUAAAAGAAAUGAGAAUGGUCAGAUUCACUGUUCAAAAAUUUUGUGUCACGAACCAAGAUUGAAAGGGCGGGGUUUUGGGGGAAAUCGGCAAUGAAUUUGGGAAUUGGGGGUACAACACGUAGGGAACCCGUGAGGAAGGCAGAGCUGUAUAUAUUACGACAGGAUUAAAGGA
Panicum virgatum (switchgrass) is the source of this 1251-nucleotide messenger RNA. RefSeq lists its product as uncharacterized. Gene Ontology annotation, biological process: phospholipid transport. The record is from RefSeq and is a predicted model, not a curated record. NCBI's taxonomy places the organism in Eukaryota, Viridiplantae, Streptophyta, Magnoliopsida, Poales, Poaceae. The transcript has a single exon. Bases 25 to 798 code for a protein of 257 amino acids. Gene Ontology annotation, cellular component: mitochondrial intermembrane space. Gene Ontology annotation, molecular function: phosphatidic acid transfer activity.